AUGAACGAUCUCCAAAUUCAACGGGGUGAAUUGAUUGCCCUGGACGGACCAAACAGCCCAGAGUAUAUUAUGAUACUCAUUGCAAUCAGUGCAAUUGGGGCCAGCGCUGCAUAUAUCAAUAACAAUCUAACCGCUAAUCCCCUGGUUCAUUCGGUCAAGCUUUGCGAGGCCCGAUAUCUUUUGGCCGAUAGUGAAGUUAGAUCACUUGUCGAGCCGUAUGAUGGAGAGAUGCGGGAAGCAGGAGUACAAACGGUCUUCUUUAAUGAAUUACUCAUCUCCAACCUUUCCAACACGAAACCGAUUCCACUCACUAGAAGAAAAGGCAUCAACCCAAGCGCAACACUUCGAUUGAUUUACACCUCUGGAACAACAGGGCUGCCAAAAGGCGUUAAGCAGAGCUAUGGAAAAGAGCUGCUAGCAGCUGAAAAGAUUAGCAAACACUUGAGCCUCAAACCUGGUUAUGUCGGAGAGCUGGCACGAUAUUUACUGAAUGCACCACCAUCUUUAUUGGACAAGCAGCACAACGUCCAUAUGGCAUGGGGCAAUGGUAUUCGGCCAGAUGUAUGGGAGCCUUUUCGACAAAGAUUUGGCAUUGAAACUAUCAAUGAAAUAUAUGGAGCAACUGAUGGAUAUGGAACAACAUGGAACAAGAAUCGCGGUUCCUUUGGGGCAACAGCAGUCAGUGUUCGCGGCCCACUAUGGCACUUUUGGAAUGGGGCUAGAGAGAAGAGAGUCCUCAUUGAUGUUGAUAGCGAAGACAUUUUGAGGGGCACGAAUGGCUUUGCCAUAGAAUGUAAGCCGGGAGAGCCUGGCGAGUGCAUUCACAAAAUUGAUCCCGACUCGGAGGCUCUCGUAUUCUCAAAGUACUAUAAAGAUAAAGCUGCAGGAAGCAAGCUGAAAAUGUUUCAACAAAUCAAGUUGGUGAAGUACUUGGAGGUUUUGAUCAAAUACAAGAGGCGAACGUAUAUGGGGUUCUGGUUCCACAUUCUGAUGGAAGAGCAGGGUGCGCAGCAAUCGUACUUGCGCCAGGUGUGA
Molecule: messenger RNA, 1035 nt
Organism: Verruconis gallopava
Lineage: Eukaryota; Fungi; Ascomycota; Dothideomycetes; Venturiales; Sympoventuriaceae
Exons: 3
Coding region: 1-1035 (344 amino acids)
Molecular function (GO): long-chain fatty acid-CoA ligase activity; long-chain fatty acid transmembrane transporter activity
Source: RefSeq, a predicted model, not a curated record